Struthio camelus australis is the source of this 1540-nucleotide messenger RNA. Lineage: Eukaryota; Metazoa; Chordata; Aves; Struthioniformes; Struthionidae. The record is from RefSeq and is a predicted model, not a curated record.
AUGGGGGCUAUUUUUAAAGAAGAGGAAAUCCAAGUUGCACUUUCAUUGGAUCCCCGCCUCGAGUACAACCUCAUCCGUGUCCCCAUGGCCAGCUGCGACUUCUCCCUUCACGCCUACACCUACGACGACGUCCCCUUCGACUACGAGCUCGCCCACUUCAGCCUGAGGGAUGAGGACACCAAGCUGAAGAUCCCCAUCCUGCAGCGAGCCUUGGCCAUGACCAAGAGGCCGCUGUCCCUGUACGCCAGCCCCUGGACCUCUCCAGCCUGGAUGAAGACCAGCGAGUCCUUCAUUGGCAAGGGCACGCUGAAGGGGCAGGCCGGGGACAAGUACCACAAGACCUGGGCCAACUACUUUGUACGGUUCCUGGAUGAAUACGCCAAGCACAACCUGACCUUCUGGGCUGUGACAGCGGAGAACGAGCCCUCAGCCGGGCUGAUCAACAACUACCCCUUCCAGUGCCUGGGCUUCACGGCUGAGCAGCAGCGGGACUUCAUCGCGCAGGACCUGGGCCCCGCGCUGGCCAACAGCUCCCACCGUGACAUCCGGCUCAUCAUCCUGGAUGACAACCGGCUGCAUCUCCCGCACUGGGCCAAAGUGGUCCUGGAGGAUGAAAAGGCAGCCCGCUACGUCCAUGGCAUCGGCAUCCACUGGUACCUUGACUUCAUUGGUCCCAUACAAGACACUGUGGUGCCCACUCACGAGCUCUACCCCGACUACUUCAUCUUGGCCACAGAGGCGUGCAUUGGGGCCCACUUCUGGGAGAGGGACGUCAUCCUGGGCUGCUGGGAACGGGGGAAUCGGUACAGCCACAGCAUCCUGACGAACCUGAACCACUUUGUGUCUGGGUGGACUGACUGGAACCUGGCCCUGGACCUGGAGGGGGGCCCCAACUGGGUCAAGAACUAUGUGGACAGCCCCAUCAUCGUGGACAGCAGUGAAGGAGUCUUCUACAAGCAGCCCAUGUUCUACCACAUGGGGCACUUCAGUAAGUUCAUCCCAGAGGGCUCCCAGCGUGUGGGGCUCGUCGCUUCCAAAGAGUCCAAGAAGACCGACCUGGAAUACGCAGCUUUCCUGCGCCCCGAUGGUGCAGCAGUGGUUGUGGUCCUGAACAGGUCCCCGCAGAACAUAACCUUUGGGCUGGCUGACACGGUCGGUCUCAUUGAGGCCACGGCUCCAGCCAACUCCAUCCAGACCUACCUGUGGCGACGGCAGUGACCGGGCCAGCCACAGUCUGGACCAAGAAGGACUGGGACACUGUGGGACAGCAGCCCCUUGCCACCCAGGAGAUGCGGAGGAGGUGGCUCACCGGUGUCUGUGCUGCAGCACAGCUGAGCGCCAGGGCUGGGCAUGAUCCAGCAGGCUCCUGCUGUGCACCAGGACUGGGUGGGUGCUGUGGAGGAGGCGGAGGAGUGAGCUGGACUGUAGCGCACCGUGCGUGUGCGGGAGGGCUGGGGGCACUGGUGCCCUGCAGGGUGGAGAGCCUACAGGCUGUGAACACCACUUCUGCUGCUCUGACAUUAAACGCUGCUUCCGUCUC